GAGGCGGUACGAGCAGCACCAAACAACUUGUCGUCCAUCUCCGAGUUUUUCAUCUUCUCCUCGUCCAUCAAACGGCUGUGUGCUAUCCAAAAGUGAAAUUGUGACUAAUCGCAGUUGCAUCCUCGCACUUCACCUGUCCUCGGUUGAAGCCAUUCGUUGGAACAUUUGGCUUGCUUUUUCCGCGCGUGCCUCAUCCUUCAUCCUGUCCGAGUCCAUGUGUUUGUUAAUCAUGAUAAUAUAGCUUUGUUGAUGUCUGGUUUUCCAAUGCCAGAAAUCAUUCCACUAUUUCACACCUCGUCACCAUGGCUGAGGCUGCUUUCAAGCAGAUGAUAGCAACCUCGUUACGUCAAACCCGGCCGCAAUCUUUUCGCCACACGAAACCGCUUCGCUAUCCUCAGCGUCCUUUGUCGACCGCAGCAGCUGCGCAGCCGAGGCCAGCUAAUCAAGACACACCUCAAUGGCAAGCGCAUAAAGUGGAAGGGUCAGGACAACCUGCCCCGGAAAGACGUCGUUUGGACAAACUGCGCAAGGAACAAGAACCGCGGUCCUUCUCCUCCUUUUUGACCGACAAUUACUCCAGAGAGCACAACUAUCUGCGUAUCUCCGUCACCGAACGUUGCAAUUUACGAUGCCUUUAUUGCAUGCCCGAGGAGGGUGUUCAGUUGUCUCCAUCAGAGCAGCUGUUGACCACUCCGGAGAUCAUCUACCUGGCCGAGUUGUUUGUCAACCAGGGCGUGAACAAAAUUCGACUGACGGGUGGUGAACCUACAGUUCGGAAAGAUAUAGUCGAGCUCAUGCAUGAAAUUGGGAAUCUUAGGAAAAAUGGAUUGAAAGAACUAUGCAUUACUACAAACGGGAUAUCCCUGCACCGCAAGCUGGAUUCAAUGGUCGAGUCUGGUCUAACUGGGGUGAAUUUAAGCUUGGACACCCUCGAUCCUUAUCAAUUCACCAUCAUGACCCGCAGAAAUGGGCAUGACGCAGUGAUGAAAUCCAUCAACCGCAUUCUGGAGAUGAACAAACUCGGCGCAGGCAUUCGGCUGAAGAUCAAUUGUGUGGUCAUGCGCGGACUGAACGAAAGAGAAAUACUGCCGUUUGUCGAACUUGGCAGAGAACAAGACAUCGAAGUGCGCUUCAUCGAAUACAUGCCAUUUGACGGCAACAAAUGGUCGGAAAAGAAAAUGAUUAGCUUUGGCGAGAUGCUCGCGCUUAUUCGGCAAAAGUAUCCCGACGUCCAAAAAGUUCAAGACCACAAGAAUGACACGAGCAAAACAUACCAGAUUCCCGGUUUUGUUGGUCGCAUUGGUUUCAUCACCAGCAUGACGCACAACUUCUGUGGCACAUGCAACAGACUUCGCAUUACUGGUGACGGCAACUUGAAGGUUUGCCUUUUUGGAAAUGCGGAAGUCUCCCUUCGUGAUAUCCUUCGGGAAUCUAACAAUGGAAGGCCUAUUGACGCUGAAGCCAUGGAGGCCAUCAGGCAAAUCGAAAUGGACCGACGACAAGGCCUUCCAGAUAGUACUGGUGAGUUGGGGUUCUCUGAAAAGGAAGCCAGAUUACUCGACGUGAUCGGCAUGGCUGUCAAACGGAAGAAGGAAAAGCAUGCCGGCAUUGGCGAGCUGGAAAACAUGAAGAACAGGCCAAUGAUUUUAAUCGGUGGAUGACAUGCCCUCUUCUUCUCCCACCUCUCCUUUGCCUCGAUCGUACUCAGAGCUUCAGUCCAGCACGCAUCCCAGCAAAUAUCUCUCGUCAUCUAUACCUUUCCACCUGUUAGGAAGUUCGACACCUAGCAUAUCUCGGCAACAAUGGCGGCACUUCUCAUUCACCACGGCACCCAAUUCAGCACUCUCUCGUCGAUGCUAUCAUGAUUCAGCUUCACAACCAACAGGGCCGAGGCGAGCCCUAACCAAGAACACAUUCCGCUACAUUCGCUGUCAAGAAGCAUUUCGCUUCCUUCCGACGACCGAGCCGGAAAACAUCCCCUCUUUCAGAAGCCAUACCUGGCCCGAAGCCAGGGCUCGACUCAAACAACGCAAGCUAUCUUCCCAAGAAAAUGUGCGCCACAGCUCCUCCUCAUCAUCAGAAUUUGAGAAGGAUCCUCCCGAGCUGAACCAUCUCACAUCAGAUGGUGAAGCUCACAUGGUUUCGAUCUCGGGUAAGGUCCCAACAAGACGAUCCGCCACGGCAACCACCGUUCUGCUCUUCUCCGACCCUCAGACGUACAGAGCCUUGCUGGCAGCUCGUCUGCGCAAGGGUGAUGCCAUAGCUGUGGCUCGCAUCGCCGGAAUCCAAGCCGCAAAGAAGACGGCCGACCUCAUCCCACUCGCCCAUCCCGGCCUGUCCAUCACGGGUGUGAAGGUCCGCCUGGAGCCGUUCAUGAGUGAUCAACUCCCCAAGCCGUUCACCGCCGGGUCCCUGGGACUGAGCCCAGACACGCUGAGAUUUGGCGGCGUCGCGGUCAUGGCUACGGUCGACUGCGAAGGCAAAACAGGCGUAGAGAUGGAGGCCAUGUCGGCCGCCUCCGUCGCCGGCUUGACCAUGUACGACAUGCUCAAGGGGGUGGACAAGGCCAUGGUGUUGACGGCGACUCGAGUCGUUGCCAAGAGCGGUGGCAAGUCUGGAGACUGGGUGUGGGACGAGAAAUCGAACGCAAUUGUCAAAGUCAAGGUCAGUGCCGUCGACAAAGCGCAGAAGACGACUGCCCCCGGAUAUCGGGAGGGUUCGCAAAUUGGCAGGGCCGGUGACACUUCAACAGCCGACGCGGCGAUGUUGAGAGCUUUGGAGCAACAACAUCACGACAUCAAACACAAAAAGAUCGCCUCGUUGACUUCCCACAUGCAGAGGGAGAUUGACAGUGGCGUCCUCAUGCCGAACAUCCGCAACCAUUGGACUCGGUGGGUCGAGAGCGAGUCUCACAACGAACCACCAGAGGCAAACAACGAAAGACGACCGACCUCGACCGGCGACUCUGUCCCCGACACGAGGAACAUGGGCAGCAUGAGUCACAAGCAGUCGACGGAAACGGUCCCGGUCGGCGCACCCUCUGAGGCACACACUCGCGAUAACCAGGAUUCAUCCACGACCAUCCUGCGUCGAGGCAGGGUCAGUACACGCGAGUUUCUGUCCACGAGACGGCAGCGGCUGACGGACAUGCUCGAGAAUGGUGGGGUCCCACAGACGUAUUGAUCAUUUGGUUUUUCUAAUACCACGAUUGUACGUACAACAACAUGCAUGAUUCAUGUGUACGUUAUAUGUACUUGUAUAUCCUGUAUUCUUUUGCGAGACAGAGAAAAAGCCACUGCAACCCCGGCACUCGCACUUACAUGUCAACAACAAAUGUUUAUUUAUUUGGCUCA
Molecule: messenger RNA, 3353 nt
Organism: Exophiala oligosperma
Lineage: Eukaryota; Fungi; Ascomycota; Eurotiomycetes; Chaetothyriales; Herpotrichiellaceae
Product: molybdenum cofactor biosynthesis protein C
Exons: 2
Coding region: 1663-3183 (506 amino acids)
Biological process (GO): Mo-molybdopterin cofactor biosynthetic process
Source: RefSeq, a predicted model, not a curated record